Gamsiella multidivaricata is the source of this 3360-nucleotide messenger RNA. RefSeq lists its product as uncharacterized. The transcript is spliced from 3 exons. NCBI's taxonomy places the organism in Eukaryota, Fungi, Mortierellomycota, Mortierellomycetes, Mortierellales, Mortierellaceae. Bases 369 to 2963 code for a protein of 864 amino acids. The record is from RefSeq and is a predicted model, not a curated record.
CUUCUUUCUCUUUCGUUAUCUCGCUCCCCUUCGCAUUUUAUCCCUCUGACCCCUCUCGAUUUCCAAACUGGGCUGGCGGCACCAUUCCAGGCAGCAGCAAGCAUCCUUCAACAGAUAAAUAGGCCACUAUUGUCACCAUCGCCCCAGGCUGUACCACACUUCAGAUCUCACUCUUCGACCUCUUUACUUGCAACCAAACCCCCUACCCUCGCUACUUCUCGGCAAAGUUUCAUCCGUUCAACACAGCGCCCUCCCUCCCCCACCGUCAUCGCCCUCGCCUACAUAUACAUUUUCCACCCCAUCCCAAACAUCCACUCCCUCUCUUCUCACUUCUACGACUCCACCACUAGUUUCUUUUUUCCGAAAAAAUGGAUCUUCCUCAACGAUACAAGGGCCACUGCUCGACUUCACCUUGCAGGUCAGCAUUUGACAGUGCAACUCUUAAACCGUUUUCACAAAGAAGAUCGUCGUCCUCUUCCUGGACAAGCAGUAACACCAUCUCUUCCUUUCAUUCCCCCAUACCCUCCGGCUCCGUCACUAGCCCUGUGAUGCCUUCAAGCUGUCGAGAUCCCCUUCGCAAUAUUCACCACAGCCCCAAAAUAACUAAGACUACUCACCAUCAACGUUCAGCGCCAUACAAUCGUCAUGGCAACCGUAUUCGUUCAACUAGCCCAUACACUGACUGGGGUCAGUCCCCAGCCAGCGCGCCUUUCCAUCACACCUCAGCUAAUGCUGAAGACAUGACACCACACGAUCGACAGUAUCACCGCCAAUUAUCACCUACCCAUACAAGACUGCGUUCAUGUUCACCGCCCUCACCAGCGGCGCGAUCUUCAUCUGGUCCUCGGAGCUCAUCUGGUGCUCAAGGUCCGCGGAGUAAUGACCGACUUCCUUCUCUUUUUGCUCAGUUGAAGGCCAAACUUGAAGCACCUAGAAGACCAAUCAUCACCACUAUCUACACCUCUCCCCUCUCACCUAGUAGCACAUACCUUUCGUCCUCACAAGACGGUUAUCCACACUCAGCUACACCCCUUUCUCCCCUGCAUCCUUAUCAGCCCAUUCAGGACGACGAUCCCUAUACAGGUAGCCAGCCAUGGCCGCCAUUGGCGUCUAGUCCUCCUCCGACUCUUUUUGGUACACCAUGCUCUGCUGCCAGUCAGCGAGCGUACCUGAAUCAUAAUCCGGACGUUGAGAAGAGUUUUCGGCGGCUUCAACUUGAAGAUAAUGGCCGAGUCGAGCACCGCACAAUAGCGUUCUCGACCCACCUGACCAUCUCGCGCUGGGAACCGAGCAGUGCGUCAUCAACGAGCACAAGUUCCGCGGGGUCGACUGCGCCUGUUGCGGAAGAUGCAAGAGUCGAAGCAGGAAAAUCGCGAUCUGACAUCAGCACGGGUUCAUUCCGAGGAUCCAUCACGAGCCCUGCACAGAGUCCCCGAUCAAUUUCAUACCCGUCUUCGCCGCGUUCGCCCAGCUCACCGAAACAGCAGAAGCAACAACAGCAGCAGCAAAUGCAGCAAAUGCAGCAGGGGCAAGAGAAUGACCUCGUGUAUGCGACGCGUCUUUUGUCGCUGGCUAAUUAUAUCCGGCACAUCAUCUCACUCAGCUCCGGGAAUAAUCCGCUCCAUUCGCAACUGACAAUGGCACAACAGCAGCAGCAGCGGCAGCAGCAGAAGAUUCAAGAUUGCAGGCCUAUGCCAUUCGUCUCGAACACUCAGUUCAGCAAUGAGGUUCACGAGGGCCCAGGCUCGCUGCCUUCCCCACUCUCCGCAGGGCCUGGACCGAUCAAGUCGGGCUCGCUUUCAACGAGGAGACAUCGUUAUGCCUCGGAGUAUCAUGAUCAUCAGACACGUCGGCAUUUGCAUCAUCAGCAGCAGCAACAACAACAGGCCCAGAAUUUGACUCAGGGGCGAUACGAGACUGAACACCAACUGCCGAAACCACUAUCAUCACAAGGGCAGCCGCAGAACACGCUUUUAGAACCGUCAGGAACGCAGGCCCAUCGACUGCCAAGCCCUAUCUCGCCUACAUUCGUUUCUGGUCGCCGCCUCUCUCAGCAGCAGCAGCAGCAGCAGCAGCACAAUAUUAGUCCAGUAUCGCCUCGAAAUGUUACCGGUGUAUUUUCGCCGCUGCUCAAGGUUCCGUUCCCAAACCUCACACUCACAUUAGCACUCAUUUACGUGGACAGACUGAAGGCCAAAUAUCCUGAGGCAAAGGGCGAAGCAGGAUGUUCGCAUCGACUGUUUUUGGUGGCAUACAUCAUUGCUGAGAAAUACCGCUGCAGCGUCGAAUUGGCAACACUGUUGCAGGAACACCAUAAUCAUCUCACCGAGCUCGAACUUCGGGGACGCGACCAAAGCCAUACUUCGUCGCUCGAGAACACGACUGGCCCUGAGCUGGAUGAUGCGAUUGAGGAAAGAAUAUUGAAGGUUCAAUCCAACGCGGAGCUCAUCUUCUCGAACCACGAAUGGGUCAGGUUGCUGAACCUUGGAUCGUUCUUUCGUCCACCGCCUGCUCCCACGGCCUCGAUGCCUUCUUCCGCGGCUAAAGCCACCGCGGGAAAUAUGGCGGGUGUAGCGAGGACGUCGCCGGCCCAGCCCAUGGUCCGCUCUAUGCCUUGUCCUUCAGGGUCUAUUGAAUCCGAGCCUUUGCCCUUGCCUAUCCAGUCAUCGCCUGCAGUAGCAGUGCCUGGUGACACAAACACCGUUACCGCCGCAAACCAUAACUCUGUCAAGAACGCGUCUUUGCCUUCGCCCGCGCCCUCGUCUGCGGGCACACAGGGCGGCACGCCAAUGCCAACACCAAAGGCAUUGCCACUGCAGGUGCCGCAGACCUCGAUUCUGCAGGUGGAAGAUCUCGAUCGGAUGGAGACUGAGUUCUUGACGUUUUUAGACUUUGAUCUCUCGACGCGUGGUCAAGAUCUUGACACCUGUUGGAAUCUCCUCGUAGGAAACAUACAGAUUUAAGGGAGAAUCAAACAACCCCGACGCCCAAACAACAACAACGGCCUGUACCCCUUACCCUAGCCCGUCUCUUUUAUUUAUUUUUUUCCUAAUAUUUUAAUGAUGUAUAGUUUGUACGAAACGACCUAGAUGUAAUGAACUACGAUAGUAUAUUCUUUCGAAACCCUAUGAACACGGGGAUUUGUCUUUGUUUCCUUGCGUCUUUAGGUUGCAUAAUGAUGGUGGGAGAGUAUGCAGUUUUGGGCUGAGCAGAGCUGGGCUGGACUGGGCUACGGCUGGUUCUAGAAGGUCAUUCCGUUGCCCCCGCCCCUCCUCUCCCCUUUCCCUCAUGCUGACGGAUCCUUUUCUUGACCUUUAAGGGCUAUCCUUCGAAGAAGAAGUGUUAUAGUCAUCCUUGCAU